AUGGAUUCGUUCACAAAAUCAUUACUAUAUGAGGAAGUACGACAACAUUUUCUGGCUGGACGUUUACCAUCCUUCGAUGACAAGACGGUUAUACACUUGGCUAGUAUACUAACCUCUUUACUAUAUGGAGAUAAAGUGAAAAGCAUUGAAUCGGGUCAACUUGAAAACGUUCUUCCGCAAUAUCUCCUCCGCAAUACGACGGUUGAUUGGAAGGCACAGAUAAAAAGCAGAUUAAAGAAAGCAAAAAAAACAUCAUCGAACGUUGAUCUGCUGCAAACGGAGUUUCUACAAAUAUGUCGAGAGCUGAAGAUUUAUGGUUCAACAUACUUCGAAGCUGAGAUAUAUAAUACAAGGCCAAUAGUUCUUCAAGGACAAGUAUGGUGUGCAAUUAAUGAUCAAGGCUUACACUUAAUUACCAUCCAUCAGCAUAUACAUCGAGCUAGUUAUGAUUACAAAGAAUUGACAUUUGGUCAGAAGAACUGGGAUGGCCGUACGGUUCUUCAUGUAGUAGCCAGAGCUCAUGAUCAUCAGUUCUACAUCCUCUCUAAUCAAGUCUCCCAUCUCAUCAUGUUGAUUCAAAAAAUAGGAAAUAUUAAGAUAGUCGAAUAA
This is a messenger RNA of Auanema sp. JU1783, 609 nucleotides long. The record is from the annotation of a GenBank genome assembly. NCBI's taxonomy places the organism in Eukaryota, Metazoa, Nematoda, Chromadorea, Rhabditida, Rhabditidae.